This is a messenger RNA of Lepus europaeus (European hare), 2677 nucleotides long. It is a transcript of the gene SACK1G, whose product is annotated as family with sequence similarity 83 member G. The record is from RefSeq and is a predicted model, not a curated record. Gene Ontology annotation, biological process: BMP signaling pathway. The transcript is spliced from 5 exons. Bases 116 to 2593 code for a protein of 825 amino acids. Gene Ontology annotation, cellular component: nucleus; cytosol. NCBI's taxonomy places the organism in Eukaryota, Metazoa, Chordata, Mammalia, Lagomorpha, Leporidae.
AGCAGGGAGGCUCCACAGCGCGCCGGGGCCCGGUCGGGGCUGGAAUUAGGAGCCGGCUGUCAGCCCCCCGCCCCCCGCCCAGCGGCGGCAGGCGCACCCGGCGCAGGUGGGCACCAUGGCCUUCUCCCAGGUGCAGUGUCUGGACGACAACCACGUGAACUGGCGCUCCAGCGAGUCCAAGCCCGAGUUCUUCUACAGCGAGGAGCAGCGGCUGGCGCUGGAGGCCCUGGUGGCCCAGGGCCCCGAGGCCUAUUACGAGGUGCUGAAGCGGGAGAACAUCCGGGACUUCCUCUCCGAGCUGGAGCUCAAACGGAUCCUGGAGACCAUCGAGGUGUACGACCCGGGCUCUGAGGACCCUCGGAGCACAGGGCGCUCCCAGGGGGCGGAGGACAGCGGCGGAGGAGGAGGUGGUGGUGGCGGCGAUGGCGGCGUUGGGGUCCCCAAUGGCGAAGAAGCCAGUGGGGCAGGAGGGGACCCCACGGAGCCCGAACCACUGCCCUCGCUGGAGUAUUGGCCCCAGAAGUCCGACCGCUCCAUCCCACAACUGGACCUGGGCUGGCCCGACACCAUCGCCUACCGCGGGGUGACCAGGGCCAAUGUCUACAUGCAGCCGCCCCUGGACGGCCAGGCCCACAUCAAGGAGGUGGUGCGUAAGAUGAUCAGCCAGGCCCAGAAGGUCAUAGCCGUGGUCAUGGACACGUUCACCGACGUGGACAUCUUCAAGGACCUGCUGGACGCCGGCUUCAAGAGAAAAGUGGCCGUGUACAUCAUCCUGGACGAGAGCAACAUCAGGCACUUCCUGCACAUGUGUGAGCGGGCUCGCAUGCACCUGGGGCACCUCAAGAAUCUCAGAGUGCGCAGCAGCGGGGGAACCGAAUUCUUCACGCGGUCGGCCACCAAGUUCAAGGGCGCCCUGGCCCAGAAGUUCAUGUUCGUGGAUGGAGACCGAGCUGCGUGCGGCUCCUACAGCUUCACGUGGUCGGCGGCGAGGACGGACCGGAACGUCAUCACCGUGCUGUCGGGCCAGGUGGUGGAGGUGUUCGACCGGCAGUUCCAGGAGCUGUAUCUCAUGUCACACAGCGUGAGCCUCAAGGACAUCCCCAUGGACAAGGAGCCUGAGCCGGAGCCCAUUGUGCUGCCCUCCGUGGUCCCCCUGGUGCCCGCAGGCUCCAUGGCCAAGAAGCUUGUGAACCCCAAGUACGCGCUGGUCAAGGCUAAGAGCGUGGACGAGCUGGCCAAGACCUCCUCGGAGACACAGGAGACCAAGCAGCCCCCAGGGCUCCCCGGCCUGGCACCGGCCGAGCGGCCAGGGGACCUCCCGGAGCCGCCCCUGCCCAUCCACCCGGGACUGCUCAACCUCGAGAGGGCCAACAUGUUCGACUACCUGCCCACGUGGGUGGAGCCGGACCCAGAGCCCGGGAGUGACAUCCUGGGCUACAUCAACAUCAUCGACCCCAACAUUUGGAACCCACAGCCCAGUCAGAUGAACCGCAUCAAGAUCCGAGACACGUCGCACGCCAGCGCCCAGCACCAGCUGUGGAAACAGAGCCAGGACGGCCGCCCCGCCCUGGAGCCCUGCCCGCCCCCACAGCCCAGCACUCCCCAGGACAGGGUCCCGGCUGCCAACGAUCUCCUCCAGGGCCACCCUGAGCCUCAGCCCCCGGUACCCAAGCCCCGCACGGUUCCCGUAGCACAACUGCUUGCCCAAGACAGUGAUGACAGUGGCGGCUUGGCCCCGGACACCCCAGCGGAAGAGCCCCCCCAGAACGGAACUAGCCACAGGAGGGCGGAGCUGCGCAGCCCCCUGCAGCGGCAGUCAUCUAUGACACAGGACGAUGCCAGCGACCCAGGGGCAGGGCUCCCCAAUGGGCUGGAUGGAGAGGAAGAGGAGGAUGACGACGACUACGUGACCCUCAGUGACCAGGACAGCCUCUCGGGCAGCUCUGGCCAUGGCCACGGUCCCCGGCGGCCCUCGGCGGCCUCCUCCAUGUCCGAUGAGUACUUUGAAGUGAGGGAGCGCUCGGUCCCCCUCCGGAGGCACCACUCAGAGCAGCUGGCCAAUGGGCCCGCCCAGCCGCCCCGCCGGCAGCUGAGUGCCCCACAUGUGACCCGAGGGACCUAUGCCGGGCCGUGGGCCCAGGGUCGCGGCAGAGAAGAGACGGAGCUGCCGCGGAAGACGCAGGCGCCGCGCCCCCCAGACAAGGAGACACAGCAGGGUCAGCAGUUCCACCACUAUGGGGGCUCUGCCUCAGGGACCAGGGAUAAAGAUGGUUUCGUCCGGCCGUUGAGGACCCCAGGAACCCCCCGUUUCCGCCCUGCUGAUGGCGCCCAGAGCUCUCCCAGGAAAGCUGGCCUGGCCCCAGCAGGCCCCCACCACUGGCAGCCCAAGCCUGGUCCCGUACCCCGCGUGCUGCCCGACCCCGGCAGCCCAAGGCCGGCCCGGAACAACGAGGAGCACACGAGUCCCCUCGGCAUCCCAUACUCCAAACUGUCCCAGGCGAAGCACCUCAAGGGCAGGACGGGCGGAAGCCCGUGGGCCUCAUCCGACUCAAAGCGGAGGGCCCAGGCCCCCCGGGACCGCAAGGACCCCUAGCAGCCUGGCCCAGCCUGGACCUCCCCUGCCUAGAGCCUGCCCUGGAGGGCAGCAGGGCGGGGCGGGCGGGCAGCGCCGGCACUC